This is a messenger RNA of Pezoporus occidentalis (night parrot), 2715 nucleotides long. It is a transcript of the gene SLC30A4, whose product is annotated as solute carrier family 30 member 4. Gene Ontology annotation, biological process: zinc ion transmembrane transport; response to zinc ion. The transcript is spliced from 7 exons. NCBI's taxonomy places the organism in Eukaryota, Metazoa, Chordata, Aves, Psittaciformes, Psittacidae. The record is from RefSeq and is a predicted model, not a curated record. Gene Ontology annotation, molecular function: zinc ion transmembrane transporter activity. The coding region runs from base 253 to 1548 and encodes 431 amino acids. Gene Ontology annotation, cellular component: plasma membrane.
CGGCGGGGACACGGGCUCCGCGGGCGGCUCGGCGCUCCGGGGGUGGCAGCGCCAGCGGUGCCCGGCGCGGAGGCGGUGGGGUGGAUCGGUAGCGCCGGUGCGCGCUGCGCAGGGUACAGCACAGCGAUGUAGGGGACAUGCCCUGACGGGACGGCGAACGGACGGGUGCCGCCUACGAGGGGGAGCAGCGCCAGCGGAGCCUCCCGCGGGAGAUUUCGGCAGCAGCCGGCGAGGCCCCCGGGCUCCGCCGCGAUGGCUGGGCCCGGGCUCUGGAGGAGCAUCAAGUCCCUGCUGCGGAGGAGCGAGGACCCCUUGUUCCUGAACGACUCCAGUGCCUUUGACUUCUCGGACGAGGCGGGGGACGAGGACUUCCCUCGGUUUAACAAGCUGCGGGUGGUGGUGUCGGACGAUGCCUCUGAGGCGGCACCGGAGACGCCGGUGGCCGGGGCGCCCCUGGGCCUGCCCUCCGACGACGAGUCCCUGCUGGAGCGGGCCGGAGCCCGCACCGGCCGGCCAGCCCCCUGCGGCGGCUGCAGCAGCCGGCGAGAGCGCUCCAGGCAGAGGACGGUGAAGAAGCGGUUGACGCUCGCUGCCCUCCUCUACCUCCUCUUUAUGACCGGGGAGCUCGUAGGUGGAUAUGUUGCUAACAGUCUAGCAAUUAUGACAGAUGCACUUCAUAUGUUAACUGAUCUUAGCGGUAUUAUUUUGACCCUGCUUGCUCUCUGGCUGUCUGCAAAAUCUCCCACAAAGAGGUUCACUUUUGGAUUUCAUCGCUUAGAAGUAUUGUCUGCCAUCAUUAGUGUACUGCUGGUCUAUAUCCUUAUGGCAUUCCUCUUGUAUGAAGCUGUUCAAAGAACUAUCCAUAUGGACUAUGAAAUAAAUGGUGAUAUCAUGCUGAUUACAGCAGCCGUCGGUGUUGCAGUUAACUUAAUAAUGGGUUUUUUGCUGAAUCAGUCUGGCCACCUUCACUCCCACUCCCACUCCCAUUCCCACCCUCACUCUCAUGUACCUCAGUCGAACUCUCCUAACACAGCCCAUAGCAGCAGCCACGGGCACAGCAGCCUUGCCGUCAGAGCAGCGUUUGUACAUGCCCUUGGGGACCUGGUACAAAGUAUUGGUGUGCUCGUGGCUGCAUACAUCAUACGCUUUAAGCCAGAAUACAAGAUUGCUGAUCCUAUAUGUACAUAUGUAUUCUCCAUACUGGUGGUUUUGACAACAGUUCGAAUUCUGUGUGACACAGGAGUUAUUAUUCUGGAAGGGGUUCCAAGGCAUUUAAAUGUGGAUCGCAUUAAGGAAGAUUUGAUGAAAAUUGAAGAUGUUUAUUCUAUAGAAGACUUAAAUGUUUGGUCUCUUACUGCAGGAAAAACAACUGCCAUAGUCCACUUGCAACUAGUUCCUGGUAGUUCAUCUAAAUGGGAGGAAGUUCAGUCCAAGGCUCGACAACUGCUGCUGAACACAUUCGGAAUGUACAAGUGCUCUGUGCAGCUUCAGAGUUACAAACAGGAAAUGAGCAAAACCUGCGCAAGUUGUCAGAAUUCCAGUGCCUGAUUUCUAUGUUUUGGGAACUGCUGCCUUAUUCUUUAUCUUGUAGUCAAAGACUGAGAGCAAUAAAUGCAAAAUGAAAAUGAUCAAACAGAAACCAUUAAUAUGUGGAUUUAUACCAUGUAACAUGCAGCAGGGAGAACUGGUGCUGCAAAAAGUGCAGUGGUUGCCCUACAGAACAUGUAUCUCACUCUCUCCCUUGUACUGGUUUAUUCAAGUUAUGAUGAUUUGGAGACAAAGCUGUUUUCAGAUUGUUUACAAACUGCAACAUGGCUCUGCAGAUACCUCACAAAUUACAGUCCCAUAUUGUCCUUGAAUAACUAUGUACCACAAAGUACCUGCACUCCAAAUGGAGCAUCAACUAUUCAGUGUUUCAGUUCAAGUCUCUAAUGCUGAUCAUGCCAGAAUGUCAUAAUAUGUCAUGAUCCCUGAAAUCAUUAUACAGUAUUUUUGCAAUAGUAAUUUUCAUAAAGUAUCUUAAGACUAUAAUGCAUACAGUGCUAGUUGAAUUGUUUUGGAAACUCUCUCUCUGGAGACACUGAAAAAUACAGCAUUUACUGUACCCAGACCAGAAAGUUAGCUUUAAUCUGGGCAUUCAGAGAUCCAGACAGAAAGAUCCUUGCCCAGACUUCUGGUAUUUAACUAGAGACCCAGCACUGGACCCAAAGUGUUUUAAGUGAUCAGUUAUCUUUAAUGUAUUUUAGAAUAGGGUUUAUACAUUAGAAACAGGUUAUUUAUUUAAAAAGUUUUGACUUGUAAGAUGAGUUUGUUGUUAACGAUCUUGAAUGUCUAAACCAACAUUUGAUUGACAUUAAAAGGCCAGUUGAUUAGCAUGCCUUCUAUUAUAAUUAAUAAAUGUCCUGUAAUUGAUUAUUUUUCCAAGAUUCUUUUGAAAGAAAAGUCAAAUGACAGAAACUAUGCUUGACAUGGAGAUACUCUCAAACACAACCAACAGACAUGCAAAACAGGAUCUAACAUCUAAACAGGAAAGCGGGAGAGAAAGUUUUAGGUAUGUACUAUUCCCUCAGUCACAGCUAUCUCUGACCUUUUCAGCUUUGCUUUGAUCACACUAUGGCAGUAUCCUGAUAAGAAUGCCACUGCAAUAACAGUCCCCACUACCUGGCUUUAUUCAUAAAGCAAAAUCCAAGCAAGUUCAGUAAUGUAAUGGUGUUG